This is a messenger RNA of Hibiscus syriacus, 891 nucleotides long. RefSeq names its product 40S ribosomal protein S7-like. The transcript has 6 exons. NCBI's taxonomy places the organism in Eukaryota, Viridiplantae, Streptophyta, Magnoliopsida, Malvales, Malvaceae. Gene Ontology annotation, biological process: translation; ribosomal small subunit biogenesis; rRNA processing. The record is from RefSeq and is a predicted model, not a curated record. The coding region runs from base 95 to 670 and encodes 191 amino acids. Gene Ontology annotation, cellular component: 90S preribosome; cytosolic small ribosomal subunit; small-subunit processome. Gene Ontology annotation, molecular function: structural constituent of ribosome.
CUUCUCUUGAAACUAGGGUUUUUCUCCAUCUGCAAUAUCCGGCAAAGAGAGCCUCCUCUCGUACUCUCCCGUGCUUCUCUUUCAGAUCUUGAAGAUGUAUACGUCAAGGAAGAAGAUCCACAAGGAUAAAGAUGUUGAGCCAACAGAGUUUGAGGAAUCUGUUGCCCAGGCAUUCGUCGAUUUGGAGAAUACCAACCAGGAUCUGAAAAGUGACCUCAAAGAUCUCUACAUCAAUUCGGCAAUCCAAAUUGAUGUGUCUGGGAGCCGGAAAGCUGUUGUUAUUCAUGUUCCCUAUCGACUGAGGAAAGCUUUUCGCAAGGUUCAUGUGAAGCUUAUGAGGGAACUUGAAAAGAAGUUCAGUGGCAAGGAUGUGAUUCUUAUUGCCACUCGGAGGAUAUUAAGGCCUCCAAAGAAGGGUUCUGCUGUCCAGAGGCCUCGCAGCCGCACAUUGACUGCUGUACAUGAAGCAAUGCUUGAAGAUAUUGUUUUACCUGCUGAGAUUGUUGGGAAGCGCAUUAGAUACAGAAUUGAUGGAUCAAAGAUAAUGAAGGUUCUCUUGGACCCCAAGGAACGGAACAACACCGAGUAUAAGCUCGAGACCUUUUCUGUUGUGUAUCGGAAGCUUGCCGGAAAGGAUGUUGUGUUCGAGUACCCAGUUGCAGAGGCAUAGAUAGGUCCUUUACCAACGUGGUGGCAUCUUUCUGGUCUUGUUUUUCCUUGAAAACUGCAUUUUUGUUUGGGUAUUUUAUUUGAAAGUUAACAUUAAUGAGGUGCUGAACAAACAAAGGUAGAAGUGGCACAAUGGGUGGAUUUUAUUUUCGUUGAUAAUGUGGUAUUACAUUAAAUGGCGUAGGGAUAUUAUGAGUUAAUUAAAAUGUUGUUUAGUUUCCA